Messenger RNA from Lampris incognitus (smalleye Pacific opah), 1907 nucleotides. Its product is annotated as neuroepithelial cell-transforming gene 1 protein-like. The record is from RefSeq and is a predicted model, not a curated record. The transcript has 13 exons. Gene Ontology annotation, molecular function: guanyl-nucleotide exchange factor activity. The coding region runs from base 142 to 1905 and encodes 587 amino acids. NCBI's taxonomy places the organism in Eukaryota, Metazoa, Chordata, Actinopteri, Lampriformes, Lampridae. Gene Ontology annotation, biological process: intracellular signal transduction; positive regulation of Rho protein signal transduction.
UGUUGACGUCGCUCCGGUCCCCCCCGUCCUGUUCUUUGUACAUGUCUGCCAGGUUUAGGGGCUCUAUUGCUCGCAGUUUUAAUUGUCUGUCGAUAUCAACGUGCGGCUGAUUAAGGAAUAAUCACACGGAGCUGUUAUAAGAUGGAGGAAACUGGGGCGGGGAACGAGAGCAGAACGCUGAAAACUCGCAGGUCGUCCGCCGCCGCCGCCGCCAGCGUGUUCUGUGUGGUCGAGCCAAGAACCAACUGUAAAAACGAUCUCGGUGUGGUCGAGCCGUCCCCCGAAACAAGAAGAAGAAGAAGAAACAACUCAUCAAAACCUCCACUGCAAAGAGGAAGCUCCUUCAUUUUCCUCGCUCCAGGGACACCAUGGGACUUCAGUCUAAAGCGCAAACGUAGAGAGAAGGAAGACGACACAGUCAGCCUGUCCAGCUUUGACCUCAAGGAACCUAGCAACAAGCGUGUGAGGCCACUUGCGCGGGUGUCUUCCCUGGCGAACCUCAUAUCUCCUUCGAAGAACGGGGCAGUUCGACGAUUUGGACAGACCAUCCAGUCAAUGUCAUUGCGCGGGGACAACAAGUCUCCUGGGUCGUCCUUCAAAGCUGGCAGUAGGGCUGUGGGCCCCACUCCUACCAAACGCAGGCACAGCACGCUGUGGUCUGAGACCCUGGAUGUCCAUCAGAAGAGCACUUUCUCUACCAAAGAGAUCAAGAGACAAGAGGCCAUCCAUGAGCUUUAUAGGGGGGAGCAGGAUCUCAUCGAAGACCUCCAGCUGGCAAGAAAGGCCUAUUAUGACCCUAUGCUAAAGCUUUCCAUCAUGACGGAGGAGGAAUUGAAUCACAUUUUUGGAGACCUGGAUGCAUACAUUCCCUUGCAUGAGGACCUGUUGGCAAAGAUGACCCAAAGCACUGGGCCUGAUGGAACAGUAGAUCAGAUUGGACAGAUAGUGAUAGACUGGUUGCCUGGUCUGAACGCUUACAAGGACUACUGCAGCAACCAGUUGGCAGCCAAAGCCCUGCUGGACCAGAAGAAGCAGGACCGGCGAGUCCAGGACUUCCUGCAGCGCUGCCUGGAGUCACCUUUCAGCAGGAAGCUGGACCUCUGGAGCUUCCUCGACAUUCCGCGCUCUCGGCUGGUGAAAUACCCACUGCUGCUCCGGGAGAUUCUUAGACACAGUCCUCCUGAACACCCGGACCUAACCAAUCUGGAGAGAGCUAUCACCAUAAUUCAGGGGGUUCUCUCUGACAUCAACCUGAGGAAAGGGGAGUCCGAGUGCCAGUAUUACAUAGACAAGCUGGAGUACCUGGACGGCAAACAGAGGGACCCUCUCAUUGACAACUGCAAGAGCCUUCUCUGUCAUGGCGAGCUGCGCAACAAGAGCGGUUUGAAGCUGCACGUGUUCCUCUUCUCUGAGCUGUUGGUUUUGACCCGAGCCGUGACGUGCAAUGAGCGGAGCUGCUUCCAGGUGUACCGGCAGCCCAUUCCGGUCCGGGAACUGGCUGUGGAGGACCUGCAGGACAGGGAGAUUCGCAUGGGAGGCUCCUUCAGAGGGGCCUUCGCCAGCGGGGAGAAAGCUAAGAAUCUAUUCCGUGUGAGCUCGGUGGAUCCUUCCCACGGCCAGUCCCACACGCUGCAGGUCAGUGACAUGUACCACAAGCAGCAGUGGCUCAACAGCCUGCGGAGCGCCGUGUCUCAACACCCGCGGGCUUCGCUGAGACCCCGGGCGGAGGCCAUCCGAGCCAAGCGCCGAUCCUCGACAAUUUCAAACAGCAACUACGAGGAAGAGGUAGACGAGAACUGUCCCUACGUCACAAAUGCGAAACAUGACCCCCGGCCACACUCUUCCCAGAUCAGACCAGAUAAAAAGUUCUGCGGCAUGCUGAAGAGGAAGGAAACGGGGGUGUGAAA